Molecule: messenger RNA, 1053 nt
Organism: Exophiala mesophila
Lineage: Eukaryota; Fungi; Ascomycota; Eurotiomycetes; Chaetothyriales; Herpotrichiellaceae
Exons: 2
Coding region: 1-1053 (350 amino acids)
Molecular function (GO): nitronate monooxygenase activity
Source: RefSeq, a predicted model, not a curated record
AUGGCUUCCAAUUCGAGCAUUCAGACACCCCUGACGGAGUUAUUGGGGAUUAAACACCCGAUUAUUCUGGCCGGAAUGGCGAGGGCCUCCUCGGGCGCAUUAGCUGCGGCAGUCUCUAAUGCUGGAGGCUUGGGCGUCAUUGGGGGACUCAACUAUUCGCCUCAACAGCUCCAAGAGAUCAUCAACGAGCUCAAGGCACACUUGACUGACAAAACCCUUCCCUUCGGGGUGGACUUGGCUCUUCCUAAAAUCGGCGGAGGGGCUCGGAAGACCAACUAUGAUUACACCAAGGGGAAGUUAGACGAGUUAAUUGAUGUGGUCAUUCGCAACGGCGCAAAGCUUUUCGUUUCAGCUGUGGGCAUCCCUCCUCCGCAUAUUAUCGAACGGCUCCAUGCAUCUAAGAUAUUGAUUAUGAAUAUGGUCGGCGCACCAAAACAUGCCAAGUAUGCCUUGGAUGCCGGUGUCGACCUCAUCUGUGCUCAAGGAGCGGAGGGUGGCGGCCAUACAGGAUCAAUUGCAACCUCGAUCUUGAUCCCGGCGGUCUGUGACGUCGUGAGAGACUUCCGCUCCCCCAUGACGGGACAGGUUCCUUUAGUAGUUGCAGCAGGAGGAAUCAGAGACGGUCGGUCUCUUGCCAGCGCCCUAAUGCAGGGAGCCGCGGGAGUGUGGGUAGGCACUCGAUUUCUGGCUUCCGUUGAGAGCGGCGCCAGCGAGAUACACAAGACGGAGGUCGUCACUGCAACAUUUGAGGACACGGUCACGACUUUAGUCGUCAGUGGUAGACCGAUGAGGGUUAAGGCAAAUGAAUACAUUAAGGCAUGGGAACGACAGCCAGCGAAAAUUAAAGAACUAACCGAGGCCGGCAUCGUUCCUUACACGAAAGAUAUGGAGGAUGGUAAUGAGGAUGCCGACCGACCAUUCCUAAUGGGUCAAGUGGCUGCCGUCAUCGACGAUAUCAAGCCAGCCUCUCAGAUUGUCGAGGGUAUGGUGAAGGAAGCCAGCCAAUGUAUAAGGCGAGGGGCUAGUUUCCUGGUUGCUGGUGCAAAGUUGUAG